Messenger RNA from Eimeria maxima, 5433 nucleotides. RefSeq lists its product as hypothetical. Gene Ontology annotation, cellular component: nucleus. NCBI's taxonomy places the organism in Eukaryota, Apicomplexa, Conoidasida, Eucoccidiorida, Eimeriidae. Gene Ontology annotation, molecular function: transcription cis-regulatory region binding. The transcript is spliced from 7 exons. The coding region runs from base 1 to 5433 and encodes 1810 amino acids. The record is from RefSeq and is a predicted model, not a curated record. Gene Ontology annotation, biological process: regulation of transcription by RNA polymerase II.
AUGCCUAAGAGGGUUAUCUUUGGGGAAAGAACAGGAUUCUUAUGCAGCAGCACAGAGGACGAAGAACCUCCUGUUGCUGCUGCUGCUGCAGCAGCAGCAGCAGCAGGAACAGCAGGAGGAGGAGGAACAGCAGCAGCAGUAGGGACGACGCAGCAGCAACAACAGUCACAAAGAGGUACAGAUGCAAGAAAAAGAAGGCAGCAACAGUCUAACAGCAACAGCAGCAGCAGCAGCAACAGCAACAGCAACAGCAGCAGCAGCAACAGCAGCAGCAGCAAGGAGGAUGAAUGGGACAUUGGUGGUUGUGAUUUUUCUUUAUCUUUUUCUUUACCUGCCUUUGCUGCAGCAGCAGCACCAGCAGCAACAGCAACAGCAGCAGCAGCAGCAGCAGAUUUAGAUCCUGCUGAUGCAUCUUUGCUGCUAUCCUCUGAUGAAGAAGACAACAGCAACCAUCAGCAGCAGCAGCAGCAGCAGCAGCAGCAGCAAAGGAAGCAGACACAAUUACCUUGGCUACAAGAUAAGGCAGCAGCAGCAGCAGCAGAAGCAGCACUAUUCGCAAAAGAAGCAGCAGAUGCACAAUAUACACCAUGGCCUACUGCAGCAAAUAAUAAAUAUAAAGAUUUACCAUUAGGUCUGCAACAAUUACCAUUAGGAGGAGAAGUAUUAAGAUUAAUUAAUAAUUAUUAUAUUAAUAAUCUUUCUUUUGUUUCUUUUUUCUCUUUUUCUUCCUUAUUUAAUCAUAAAAAAACUAAUAUUAAUUGUGAAUGGCAGGUAGUAUACGUAGAUGGUUGGCCUCAUGUAUUGCUGUCGUCAAUACCUGGGGUGUCUAUACACCCGGGGGAUCAGCUGUAUGUAGACUAUGGAGGUAGAUGGGCAGCAGCAGCAGAAGCAGCAGCAGCAAGAUAUAUACGCAUGCAAUUAAGAACAUAUAGAUAUCUACAAAGAUAUAAUAAUAAUAAUAAUAAUACAGUAGCAGCAGCAAAUGCUGCAGCAGCAGCAGCAGCAGCAGCAGCAGCAGCAGCAGCAGAAGCAGCAGAAUUAGAUGAUGAUGAAGAUGUAUACACUAGUGAUCAAUUAUGUGCACUUUGUUACUCUAAUUCUUUACCGCAGCAGCAGCACAGCAGCAGCAGCAGCAGCAGCAGCAGCAGCAACAGCAACAGCAACAGCAACAGCAGUAGCAAAGGUCAAUCCCGUAAACAGCAGCAGCAGCAGCAGCAGCAGCAGCAGCAGGAAGAAGAAGAUGCAGAUACACCAGGAGAUGAAGGAAUUGUAUGUGAUGGAUGUAAUAGAGCAUUUCAUCUACGGUGUAUAGCCAGCAGCAGCAGCAGCAGCAGCAGCAGCAGCAGCAGCAGCAACACUAGUAGAUAUCCACCACAGCAUCUUGAAUGGUUCUGCUGCUUCUGUGUACAAUUCGCUAAAAGGGUACUAAAGGGGAGGGGCCCCCAGGGGGGCCCCCAUUAUGGUGCAGCAGGAGGGGGAGGAGACCAUAUGAGUGCUGCAGCAGCAGCAGCAGCAGAAGCAGCAGAAGCAGCAGCAGCAGCAGCAGAAGCAGCAGCAGAAUUACCACCACCAGAUCCAUCCCUUGUUCUUCCUCCAGGUCUUAAUGAAGCAGCAGCACUUGCUGCAGCAGCAGCAGAUGCUGCUGCUGCUGCAGAUGCUGAGAAUAAUUCUGUUGCUGCUGCUGCUGCUGCAACAGGAGCAGCAACAGGAGCAGUAACAACAGAAGCAGGUACAGAUGCAGCAGCAGCAGCAGCAGCAGCAGCAGCAGCAGACGCAUCAGCAGCAGCAACAUCACCGUCAGAAGCAACAAACGCUGCCUCCCCUACCCAAGCAGCAGCAGCAGCAGCAGCAGCAGCAGAACCAUCAACAGCAGCAGCAGCAGCAACAGAGCAAGCCUAUGGAGGGAGAGUAUUCCCUUCUUUUUCUGCUGCUUGUGCUGCUGCUGCUUCUACCCCCCCUCAAUCAAUAAGAGGGGGCCCCCCCUUAUCUGCAGCAGCAUGGGGCCCCCAUAUAAGAAUGGGUACCUCAGGGGGCCCCCCUCUACCUGAUGGGGGCCCCCUUGAAAUACUUAAACCCUGCAAAGAAUGCAGAAAACAAUUCGGCAAAGAUGCUAAUCCUAUUACAUGCAGGGUUUAUCAAUUACACUUCGAGGCGAGUGCAGCAAUUGAUGGAGAUUGGGGAAGAAAUCCUCUGCAAGUCUCUCGUGCUGUUAUUGGAGAGACAAAGAUAGAAAGAAAAUUCAAGGAAGGAACUUUUAUUGGGACAGUAAGGGGAUUAGCAGCAGAUAAAAGAGAUGGAUCCCCUUGGGUUGUUAUUGACUAUGAGGAUGGUGAUGAGGAGUGGGUAUUACCUCGUGUAUUUACUGAGCAGUUGCUGCUGCAGUCAUUAAAUGCUGCUGCUGCUGCUGCUGCUCCUACUAAUAAGGAGACAGCAGCAACAGCAGCAACAUCUUUUGCUGCUCUUUUUCGUUAUGAUUUGUAUCCUUAUAUUACUAAGGAAGGAGAAAGAAAACAAAAAAGAAAUAAACAUUUGCUGCUGCAGCAAUUGCUGCAACUGCAGCAGCAGCAGCAGCAGCAGCAGCAGCAGCAGCAACAGCAGCAGCAGCAGCAUCUUAGUUUUAAUUGGGGAGAUAGAGAUGCUAUUCUAUUUAGACAGAAGCAGCUGCUGCAGCAGCAGCAGCAGCAGCAGCAGCAGCAAUUGGUGUCUCCUGCAGCAAGAAAUAGAAGAACUGCUGCAUUAGGACAUAAAUUUGCUGCUGCAGCAGCAAACUAUAACAGCAGCAGCAGCAGCAGCAGCAGCAGCAGCAGCAGCAGCAGCAGCAGCAGUGGGCUUAGAUCUAGUAAACGAUUAAGGAGCCAAAGAUGGUCAGAGGGAGACGAAUCACCAGGAGGCUCCCGUGUCAGUGCAGCAGACACAGCAGCAGCAGCAGCAGCAGCAGCAGCAGCAGCAGCACCAACUGGAUAUUCAUACAGCAACAGCAGCGAGCAGCAACGCAAUUUCCUUUCCUCAGGAUCUCCUGCUGCAGCAGCAGAACCAACAGCAGCAGCAGCAGCAGCAGCAGCAGCAGGUGAUGAAACUCAUGGUCGUGUAUGGUAUGGAGAGCAGCAGCAGCAGCAGCAGCCAUGGGGAGCAGCAAGAGCAACAGCAACAGCAGCAGCAGCAGCAGCAGAUGGUUAUUCUUACAAAUAUUUACCUAAUAAGAGAGUAGGUAAGAGGAAAGGAGAGCAGCAAACGCGACGUCUUGCUGCAGCAGGACCUGCUGCUGCUGCUGCUGCAGCAGCAACACCACGAGGUCAUUAUAUGCAGCAGCGGCAGCAGCAGCAGCAUCGCUAUCAGCAGCAACAGCAGCAGCAGCAGCAGAGAGGGAGAGGGACAAGAGGGAGGGCAUUAAGGGAUAUGUAUUCCCUUAGUGAGGAAUCAGACAGCAGCAACAGCAGCAGCAGCAGCAGCAGCAGCUUAUCCUUGUUAUCUAAUGCAGCAAGCGAUAGCGAGGAUGGUGUUGCUGCUGCUGCUGCUGCUACUACUACUCCUCCUCCUCCUCCUCUACGCCCCCUUCCUAGCAGCAGCAGCAGCAUCAGCAGCAGCAGCAGCAGGAUAGGCUUUGCUCGUGCUGCAUCUAUUGCUUUCCCUCCUGCUGGUGGUGGUGUAGGGUUUGCUGCUGCUGCUGCUGCUGCUGUAGGUGAUGGUCCUCUGCAGCAGCAGCAGCAGCAGCAAAUAUGUCUAGAAAUGCUGCUGCUGCUAGCUCGUCAUGAGAAGCUAUGGAACAGCAGCAGCAGCAGCAGCAGCAGCAGCAGCAGCAGCAGCACGACACCUAUCUCCACAACCACAGCAGCUACGCCAACACAACAAACGCCAGCAGCAGCAGCAGGAGCAACCAACAGCAGCAGCAACAGCAGCAGCAGCAGCAGCAGCAGCAAAUAUACAUGGAGGGAAGGAGACUUUUAUUAUCAUUAUAGUAAAUUAUCUCAAUCUAAUUUGCUGCCGCAAGAAGUUUGCUGCUAUUGGCAAUCCUUUAAGCCGCUGCUGCAUGCGCUGCUGCAGCAGCAGCAGCAGCAAGGGGGCCCCGUUGCUGAUGCUGCUGCUAAGGCUGUAUUCAAGCAGCACCCUGAGCAGGUACAGGCUACUGUUGCUAAUCUUGCUGCUGCUGCUGCUGCUGCAGCAGAAGCUGCAGAAGCAGAAGAAGCAGCAGCAGCAGCAGCAGCAGCAGCAGGGGAGCCAGCUGCUGUUGGUGGUCAUGCAGCAGCAGCAGCAAACUCACCUGCUCAGCAGCAGCUACAGCAACAGCUACAACAGCAGCAGCAACAAAUGCAGCAACAGCAGCAGCAACAGCAGCAAGUACAACACCCACAAAAUAUGCAUCCUAUGCAACAGCAGCAGCAGCAGCAGCAGCAGCAGCAAGAGCAACAGCUGCAGCAGCAGCAACAACAACAAUAUCUCUCAACAAUGAACCCGCCACAGCAGCAGCUGCAGCAACAACAACAGCUGCAGCAGCCACAGCAGCAGCUGCAGCAGCAGCCACAACAACUGCAGCAGCAGCCACAGCAACUGCAACAGCAACAGCAACAGCAACAGCAGCAGCAGCAGCAGCAGCAGCAGCAGCAGCAGCAGCCGACUGAAAACCAUAGGGGGGACCUGCUGCAGCCUACAACAGAGGCCAACGCAGCAGCAGUUGCUGCUGCUCCCGCAACAACAGCAGUUGCUGCUGCCCCUGUAGCAGCAGUUGCUGCUGCCCCUGCAGCAGCAGUUGCUGCUGCUCCCGCAACAGCAGCAGUAGGUGCUGCUGCUCCUGCAGCAGUAGGUGCUGCUGCGCCUGCAGCAGCAGCAACAGCAACACCAGUUGCGACAACAGCAGCUGUUCCUGAGGCAGCAGCAGCAACAGCAGCAGCAGCAACAGCAGCAGCAGCAACAGCAGCAGAGACAGGAGCAGCAAAGCUGUCCUCUUCUUUGUCCCCGCAAGACUCAACAAAGACAUUAAUACCCGACAGCAGCAGCAGCAGCAACAGCAGCAGCAGCAGCAGCAGCAGCAAUGAGGCGCGAUCGAGUGCUGGGCCCCUUGAGGGACAGCAGCAAACAGCAGCAGCAGGAGCAGCAGCAACAACAACUGCAUUAGCAAGUGCAGCAGCUCCUGCUGUAGCUCCUGCAGCAGCAACUGCAGCAGUACCUGCAGCAGCAACUACAGCAGCAGCAACUCCUGCAGUACCUGCAGCAGCAGCACCUGCAGCAGUAACUGCAACUCCUGCAGCAGCAACAGCAGCAGCACCUGCAGCAGUAACUGCAGGUGCUGCAGCUGCAACUGCAGCAGCCCCUGCAGCAGCAACAGCAGCAGCACCUGCAGUAGCAGGUGCAGCAGCAGCAGCAGAGACAGCCGAUGCUGCUGCUGCUGCUGCUGCUGCAGUGAGGCAGAGAGACACUGUAGGUGGAGAUACACCGUAA